Linum tenue is the source of this 2040-nucleotide messenger RNA. The record is from the annotation of a GenBank genome assembly. NCBI's taxonomy places the organism in Eukaryota, Viridiplantae, Streptophyta, Magnoliopsida, Malpighiales, Linaceae.
CACCUUUAUCAAUUAAUGACUGCAAAAUCCUGCCCUUUAUAAAAUCCUACACACCCUCCUCCUAAAAGCUAAAACCCAACAAAAAAAAAAAAAAGAGACACAUAGGCUCUGCUUCAUUCAAAGUUCAAACCAACAAUGGAAGGGCGCGCAGAAUGCGGCGGCGGCAGAGCAUUGGGCGGGACGGAGCAGAGCUGGUCUCGAGCUGUUCCCGGCGGCACAGGCACCGCCGUCCUAGCAAUCCUCACCACCAAUCCCCCCGAUUCCGCCUCCCUCAACGCCGCCCUCCACAAACUCCAAACCUCCCAUCCCAUUCUCCGGUCAAGACUCCACCACCACCACCACCACCACAAUAACUCCACUCGUACUACCCCCGCCGCCGCCGCCGUCUCCAUCGCCCCCGCCGCCGCGCCUUUCGUCAGGGUGAAACAGGUCAACCUCUCGUCAACCCUCAACAUCCUCACCGCCGCUGACUCCUCCUCGCCGCCGCUGCAGCUGAUUCUGGAGCACGAGCUGAACAACAACCAAUGGGCUUCUUCCACCGCGACUGCCACUGCCAAGCCGGAGAACAACAAUAUCGAGGACUUGUUUUUCGCGACGACCUACGCGCUGCCCAAGGACAAGUGGGCGGUGGUCCUGAGGCUCCACGUGGCGGCCUGCGACCGCACCACGGCCGUGUCUCUGCUGAACGAGCUGCUGGCGCUGCUGGUGGCCGCAGGGGAAGAGGAGGAGAAGAAGUACUGGCCGCCGGGAGAAGAAGGGAAGGAAGUUGGCGCGGCCAUCGAGGAGCUGAUCCCCAAGGGGAAAGCGAAGAAAUCCGUGUGGGCGCGUGGGGUCGACAUGGUUGGCUACUCGGUUGGUUCGUUCAGGCUGACCAAUUUGAGGUUCGUCGAUGCCAGGUCGGAUCGGCGGUCGCAGGUGGUCAGGUUCCAGCUGGAUCGCGACCAAACCGAGAAGCUGCUCGCUGGAUGUGAGAAGGUCGGGAUAAAGCUGUGCGGGGUGUUGACGGCGGCGGGGAUGAUAGCUGCGCAGUAUAGCUUGAGGAAGAAGAAUCUUAGUAGUAAUCGUCGUGGUGGUGGUGGGGUUGAGAAACAGAGGAAAUAUGGAGUUGUGACGUUGACGGACUGCAGGUCGAUUCUCAGCCCGUCUCUUUCGCCGCACCAUUUUGGAUUCUAUCACUCUGCCAUCAUGAACACCCACACCCUGAAACCCACACCGUCAUCGGUAGGAGGCAACUCGACCGAAACGCCGCCAUACCACCUCUGGGAAGAGGCGCAGAAGGCGUACAAGGCGUUCCGGAGCUACAAGGAAAGCGACCGGCAGUUCACCGACAUGGCGGACAUCAACUUUCUGAUGACCACCGCCCUCGACAACCCUUCCCUCACUCCUUCCUCCGCCCUCAGGACGUCCCUCCUGUCCGUCUUCGAGGACACCGUCGUCGACGACAACUCUGGCGGCGGCGCCGCCAGGGACGUGGUGGGGGUGGAGGAUUACAUGGGCUGCGCCUCUGUUCACGGCAUCGGGCCUUCCCUCGCCGUGUUUGACACGAUCCGGGAGGGUAAGCUGGACUGCGUGUGUGUUUACCCGUCGCCGCUGCAUUCCAGGGAGCAGAUGGUGGAGUUUGUGGACAAGAUGAAGAGCGUUCUUGUGAGUUGUUGAGAGAGAGAGAGAGGGUUUGGAUGAGGUGGGUGAGUUCGGGUUGGGUUUUUCCAGGUAAUUUUGGAUCCCCGGUUGUUGCUCUUGUUAUGUGUAGUAGAAUAACUGAAUAAGUGCCGCCGCGGCAACGCCGGCGAGAACAUUGGUUGCAAGGGAGAGGUUGGUUUUUAUAUUAAUUAGUUUAUAAGCCAAACCGUUGGCCGGAAUGUUUGUAUUUGAUUUUCUACAUUUUAUAUUUUUAUGUUAUGUUUAAUUUUAUCAACUCUUUUAAUUUUAUUGGCAAUCUUUCGAUGUUCGAUCGAUACAUAAAAAAUGAAUGUAUAAAUUGAAUAUUUGAAGAAAUACCAUCAUAAUUUAAGAUUACAAAAUAUAAAAAUGUAUUCAUAA